Rotaria sp. Silwood2 is the source of this 489-nucleotide messenger RNA. The record is from the annotation of a GenBank genome assembly. NCBI's taxonomy places the organism in Eukaryota, Metazoa, Rotifera, Eurotatoria, Philodinida, Philodinidae.
AUGAUAAAACUUAAUCGUGCAUCUGGUAUUCUUGUCCAUAUUACUAGCCUUCCUGGACCAAAUGGUAUUGGUGAUAUUGGUGAUGAAGCUUAUAAAUUUGUCGAUUUCCUACAUGAAUGUUAUCAAAAAGUUUGGCAGAUUCUUCCUUUAACUGCCAGUGAAAAACCGUCACCAUAUUCUGGUACAUCAGCAUUUGCUGGUAAUCCAUUAUUGAUUAGUUUAGAAAAAUUAGUUGACGAUGGUCUACUUGUUCAGUCGGAUAUUGAAUCAAGUCGACCAAGAUUUGGUGAUCGAAUUGAACAUAAUAAAGUAUUUAAAUGGAAAUAUAGUAUAUUAAAUCUGGCAUAUAAUAAUUAUAAACAAAAUCAUUUAGCAAAACUUAAAAAUGAAAUUGAUGCAUUCACCAAAAAAGAACAUUAUUGGCUUGAUGAUUAUACACUUUAUAUGGCAAUUAAAGCUGAACAAAAUAAUCAAUCAUGGGCAAAAUGA